Molecule: messenger RNA, 6791 nt
Organism: Pseudo-nitzschia multistriata
Lineage: Eukaryota; Bacillariophyta; Bacillariophyceae; Bacillariales; Bacillariaceae
Source: the annotation of a GenBank genome assembly
GCCGGCACCACGAGAGGGCAGGUAUCGAACACGUAUUUGUUGGACACCCGACGAGAUCCGACGAGACGACACGACACGACACGAGACGAUCGAUUGCACCGUGCGCUGCAUGCCCCCGAGCGACCCGACGGAAUCCGAUUCUUCGAACAACAACAACAACAACAACGACGACGACGACGACGAGCGCUCGAGCAGCAAGACCUUGAGCAGAAGCUUCCGUAGCGGCAACAGCUCCAGCAGCCUCUCGAGCAUUCCCCGGGAAGAUUCCCCGCUCUCGCGCCGUUCCCGACCGAACCACCGAUCUCGAUCCACGCAAGCGCAAGCGCAACCGCAAACUCCACCGCAAGGGCGAAGACCGAUGAACCGYACGAGCUACUCGUCCAUCCCGGCGGCCUCGGGCACGCCCCCCGACGCCCUUGACGGAAGUUCCCACGACCUCGAGGGCGGGCCUUCCGCAUCCCCCCCGGGCGCAAGGGAAGAAACCUUUGGGGACGAGGGAGAGGCCGGGACCACCACCCAACACMRAAGCCUCCCGGCGUUGACCUGGAGGGCCACCCCCGACCGCCGCAUCGGGCGCUACGAGAGCGUCCCGAAUCCUUCGGACGCACCARGAAGCACCACCGRCMRCAGYUGGUGCUGCUGCUCGGCCCUGGUGCAGACGGUCCUCGUCGUGGCGGCCAUGGCCCUGGUGGCGACGGCGGGCUUUCUGGUGGGGAGCGCCAAGCCGGACCUGCUGGUGGCCGUCCUCAAUUCCACCGCCGGGAUCGACAUCGACAUGGACGCUUCGGCGCUGGAGGCCGGUGCGGCGGGCCCCGGGGAGGUCGGCGUGUCCGAGGCAUCGCCCGGGGGCAACGAGACGGAAUCCGGCGGCGGCGACCGAGCCAGCGGGGCAAAGCGCGCGAAGAAGGCCUUCCGGGUCCGGUACGAUCCGUCCGCGGUCCUUUCCAACGAUUUCGUGUACGGCAGCAACGACAACGACAACGACAACGACAACCACCACAACAACCACCACAACGGCAAGGACGCCCCCUACCGCAAUCCCUUCGACUCACCCCCAAAGAGCGGCGACCCCGUCUUUGCGACGCCCCCCCACCCCUUUUCCACAGGGGGAAUCCCGGCCCCCGCGGGCUACCUCAAGAGCCCCCACCUGGCCGGGGACCGCCUGGUCUUUUUGUCCGAGGGGGACGCCUACGUGACGACCCUUUCGGGCGGUGACGGAGAUUCCUCCCUUCUCCCGGCCGCAAGGGUCACCACGACGGUCGGAAACGUCCUGGACCCCCGGUGGCACCCGACCCUCCCGCUCCUGGCCUACACGGCGACCUAUUCGGGCCGGAGGGAGGUCUACCUGCUGGACAUSGGCGUGUCGCGUUCGGCGCACCAAAGCGCCCGCAAGUCCCCCGUCCGCCUCACCUACUGGAACGUCGGGGGCGGCGUAAGCGGACUCGUCGGGUGGAUCGACACCGACACCGAAAACGCUUACGGAKGGGGCCCGGCCCUGGUCUUUCGGGCCUCCUCCAACGAGGCCUCCCUGCCGGACUACCGCCUCUACGUCCUGCGCCUCGGAAGAGAAAACGGCGGCACCGAGGGUUUCCCCUCGGUCGAGCCGGUCCCCCUGGCCCAGGCCACGGACGCGGCGUGGCACGGGGGCUGCUGGUACUUUGUCCGGGUCAAGCAGAGCUCCCAGACCAUUCGGUACGCCGGCGGGACGGCCGAGAACCUCUGGAGGUACUGCGAACGCAGCGAAAAGGCCGACGACGACGCCGCCGCCGCCUCGGGCCCCCUCCUGGCCGGCGACGACUACCGCGGGACCAGCAAGUCCCCGCAGAUCUACCGGCCGGACACCGGGGGGCCGGCCUACCUCUUCUUCCUGUCGGACCGGGGCCCCGGUCCGGAGGACGCGCAAUCGGCCCCCUCCUGGAUCCCCGACCGGAUGAACGUGUGGGCCCUCGCGCUGGUGGACGGCGGCGACGGCGACGGCCGAUCCUCCUACUCGCCGGCGGACCUGGUCAAGAUCACCGACACGGCCUGCGACUUUGAGGGCAGGACGGUCCGGGAGUUCACCGUCGACCGGGCCUCGGGGACCCUGGUGGCCCGGAUCGGCGCCGACCUCUAUGCGAUGCCCUCCGAGACGGUCCGGGCGAGGCUGGAGGCCGGGGGCAAGCAACGGCGGGAGCGCCGGCGGCUCGCACAAGACCGCGAGGACGAGGACGAGGUGGAGUACCUCCGCGGCGCCCGGGAAACCCCCGCGGUGUUUUCGACGGGCGUUCCCACCGCGGAAGACAACGACCAGAACGACGACGACGACGCGCAGGGCUAUUCCGCCACGUCGACGUCGACCUCCACGAGCGCCCCGUCCUUCGACGAAGAAGAAAGCGAGGAAGCCGCUUCCGCGUCCGGAGACGCCGUGCCCGCCGGUGCCGAGGCUCCCGUGGUCCCGGUGGAAACCGUGCCACCCACGGAGGAUCCGACCACGACGCCGCAGACGGCACCACCGACCGUUGCGCCGGUGGCGGUGGCCACGGAGGAAGACACCGGUGCCAACGCCAACAGCACCGCCGCCAACAGCACCGAGCCACCGGCCAGGUAUUACUACGACUUUGAGCCCCCGGAGCUCGUCCCGCGGACCGCGGAGGACACCGGGGAGGACCACUUCUCCGGCUCGUCCGCCGACCUGCGCCGCCUGCCCAUUGCGGUCUACUCCGACUUUGCCAACGACCAGGAACGCCUCGUCCCGGUGAACAUCCUCAAGCACUACACCUACGGGGACGUCUUUGAAACGCUCACCGGAGACACCCAGGCGCUCCUGACCCUCCGGGGCCAGGCCUGGGUCGCCCCGGUCGGCCCCGACGAGGCCAAGGCCUACAAGGAGGACGGGAAGAACCUCCCGGCCCGCCGGUACCGUCUCGGACCGGGGGCCACCACGGGCGGGUCCACCCGGAUCCUCGCCGCCCUCCAUGUCCCAAAUCCGGUCGAGGACGGGACCUCGGACCGGCGCCUGGCGGUCCUCCUGGCCACGGACCCCCUCACCCCCACGGCCGAGCACGCCUUUUACCUGGUGGAGGCCCAGCCGGGGGCCUCUCCGCUCUUUGCCGAUCCAAACAACCUCCCCAGGCCCUUUCUGGGGGGGAUGGUCUCGGGGGGGAGCACCAUCGACGGGGGCCUGGGGAGCGUCAAGACCGACACACUGGCCAUGAGCCCCUGCGGGAACCGCAUGGCCUGGUCGGACACGGACGGGAGGAUCGUCGCCAUGAACCUCCCCCACUACCAGGAGCCGGGGGACGGACCGCCCGAGCACGUCGUCCUCCCCAAGAGGAACGACCUCGGCGAGCCCAUGGUCGGGGACAGCGUCGACCUCCGCUUCAGCCCCGGCGGCCGGUAUCUGGCCAUCACCCACCACGCAAAGAACCGCUUCCAAACCAUCAGCGUCGCCGACCUCGGGGAUCCCCUGGCCGGGGAGGACAGGAUCGCCCCGAUCCGCCUCGGCCGCAUCGCCCAGGUGACGCCGGCGAGGUUCAACUCGUGGGCCCCCGUCUGGGGAACGACCCCCGCGGACGCCCACGACCACGCCCAGAACAAGACCAUGGCCAAGCUCCUGGAGGUCGACCCCCCGGACGACGUGGCGGCCACGACGCUCUACUUUUUGUCCGACCGGGACAUCAAGACCGACGUGACGAGCCCGUGGGGCUACCGGCAGCGGAUGCCCCACUUUGUCCAAAGCGCGGCGGUCUACGCCCUGCCCCUGGUUCCCGAGAACGGUGGCGAAAGCGAACCCGACCGGUCCCGGGCGGGCGGGCCCUUCCGCGGCGGAGGGGCGGCCGAGCUGGGCGUCGGCGCCCUCCUCGAGCGGAUGGACCUCCUGGAGGCCGUCCUCGACGACAAGGCGGCGACCAAGGCCCGUAGGCGGGAACGGCGCAGGCUCGCCGAGUCCCUCCAUCCCCUGGCCGGGGCCUUUGGCCACGCCAAGAAAGCCUUUGCCGACAAGAGGCGGCGGGUCCAGAAGGAGGAGGAAGCCGGCGCCGGUGAGGAAGCCGAAGCCGAGGACGACCAUUUGAGGGAGGCCGUCUUUGAGCAAGACAUGAACGUGGACUUUGGCCCGAGGGACCUGACCCUGGCCCGGACCGCCUACCGGAUCGCUUCCAUCCCGGAGGGCGACUACGACGACCUCCUGUGCCAGACCCCCACUGGUGACCUCGUGGCUUUUGGUGACUCGAAGCUCGUGGUCUUCCAGGCCGGCGCCUUUCCGUCCGACACGUACGAGGCCAAGCCCUUUGCGGCGACCUCGCGAAAGCUGGAGCUCGCCCGCGUGAGCUCCGACCGUAGGUCCAUCGUCCUAUUGUACUCUCCGGACGGCGCCAUCCGCGUGGUUCCCAACUCCGCCUCCGGCCUCGCGGCCCUGCAGGCCGAUGCGGUGCUCGACGACGGCGUCGUCGACUGGGACGGCCUGCACCUUAGCAUCUGGCCGACGCUGGAAUACCGGCAGCUCUACGACGACGCCUGGAGAAUGCUGAGGGACUACUUCUACGACCCGGGCAUGGCCGGCAUCGAUUGGCCGGCGAUCCACGGGCGCUACCUUCCGCUUGUCGAGCGGUGCUCCAAGCGGGAGGAAUUGGACGACGUCCUGAUCCAGAUGUCCUCGGAGCUGAGUGCCCUGCACGUCUUUGUCUACGGAGGGGAGUACAACUCCCCGAUCCACGGAGACAAGGCCCUGCGCUACGUGAACGAGGUGGGGAGCCUGGGAGCCGUGCUGAAGCGGAACCCCGCCUGGAAGGGCUACACGGUGGAGAGCAUCGCCGAGGCGGACCCGGACUUUGGCAAGAUCGACCAGUCCUCCACGAUCUACAGCCCCCUGAGCGACCGGUCCCUGCGACUGAGCGGCCAGAGGGGCCUGGAGGCGGGGGACGUCAUCGUCGGGAUCAACGGCGAGUCGAUCCUCUCCGUCCCCGACCCCCACAUGCUGCUGCGGGGCACCGCUGGCAGGAGCGUCAGGCUGGACGUCCUGCGGCUGGCCUCGGGGCCGUCGGAGCAGGACGGAAGCAGCGACGCAGCAGAUGCGGCGGCCGGCGAGAACGCCGGCGACGCCCCCGUGGAGUCUCUGAUCGUGGCGCCGCUGUCCCCGGACGACCACUCGAACCUUCUCUAUCGCGCAUGGGAGUGGAAGACGGAGCGGCUGGCGAAACAACUGGCGGAAGAGGCCGGGAUUUCCGUCGGGUAUGUCCACCUCAAGGACAUGUCGGGGGCCAGCGCCGAGGACGCCUUUGCCCGGGGCUUCUUCCCGAACUACCACAAGCAGGGAUUCAUCCUGGACGUGAGGCACAACCGGGGGGGCAACAUMGACUCAUGGGUGCUGGACGUCCUCCAGCGCAAGGCCUGGAUGUACUGGCAGUCCCGGGACUUUGACCCGGAAACCGGCGGCCUCGGGUGGGACGAACACUACGCCUUCCGGGGCCACCUGGUGGUCCUGGUGGACGAGAAGACCUCGAGCGACGGCGAGGGGGUUUCCCGGGGCAUCUCGGAGCUCGGUCUCGGCAAGCUGAUCGGGACCCGUACCUGGGGAGGGGGCAUCUGGCUCGCCAGCGACAACCGCCUGGUCGACGGGGGAAUCGCCAGCGCACCCGAGAUUGGCGUCUACAACGAGAACUGGAGCUGGGGGAUGGGCAUCGAGAACCUGGGGCUGGAACCCGACAUUGUGGUAGACAACGAUCCCCACGAAACCUACACCGGGAGGGACCGGCAGCUAGAAACGGCCAUCGAAGUCCUGAAGAAUUGGAUCGAGGACGAACCGAUUCCGAUCCCCAAGCCCAAGACCAAGCGCAAGGACGUGACCAUGGGUGACCGCGAGUGCGGGGCGAGGUGAAACAAACGACAAACAGGAAGCCCCGCGCUUUUGUAUGCUAAAAGCCGCUAACGUUGCGUGACCUAUCGUGUGUCGCACGAAAUCGAAUCCAAUCGAGUCGAAUCCGCGGGACGAGCAAUGCCAAUCCGUUUGUUCUUUCCCGCACGAAGGAUUCUACCGCAUGCCGCCUCAAUUAAGUAGGAAUAAAACCUAAGCAUAACACAUAGUUUCAAAACAGGACGAAAAACGGCACUUCGCGGUUUGGUGCCGCCAGAGCCGAGAACAUUGACAUGCACACGUUUUAAUGAGUUUUUUGGAAAAUUCCGUGCGCUCAGAAAUCAACAAGCCCGAAAAGGUUCUCUGACAGGAAACAUAUAAUAUGGACAUGUCAUACUUUAGUUGCCGGGAAUGAUAGCGUGAUGUGGGCAAGUCAGGGACCAUGUUGAUGUGGGAGUUGCAAAAAUGGUUGCACUCAACGCAUAUUUUUACUAUUUUGGCAACUAUAUUUGGCACGCAAGCCGUCCCUGGAGAGGUGCCAAUACGGCUGCAUAGUAGAAAUCACUACUACAACCCCAACCCCAACCCCACUUAAGAACCAACAAUCAAUCCGAUCAUUCUGGGAUAGCUUUUUGGGAUAGCUUUUUGGGAUAGCUUUUUGCUGUUGUUCCUGACAGUGUUGAUUUUGAUGUGUUUGCCGCCCCCGGUGUUGCGGCUGCUACCAGCACCAUCGCAAAUGUUGCCGGAAUCUUGUUCCUUGCUGCGGCAUUGCUUUAAGGACAGGAAGAGAAAGGAACAAGAAGAAUAAAAAAUUGAAUACAUGUGGAGCAAAAAGAUACAUUGGUCGCGCUGCCCGGCCCGCGUAAAACAAACCAAAAGAAAAAAAAAAUGCUGUUUGGCCGCCCCGUAAAACAAAACAAAAAAAAACCUGUGUACAUGCCAAUAAACAUAAAAGAUAAUA